GAGAGAGAGAGAGAGAGAGAGAGAGGAGUACUGCAAUCCAACUUUGUGCGUCAGCCUCGGAUGGAGACAAUUCCUUGGGGGAAAACACGAACUUAGUGAGCACAUUUCUUUUUUUCUCUCCAGACUUCAGUCUUUUUAAACAUUUCCUCCACUUUUCCCACACUGAGCUCUCCUUUAUACAGCAUGAAGUGCAGCCAUGGCUCGGAGUAGCAAGUCAGCCGCGCGGACCCUGGAGGAUUUGACGCUCGAUUCGGGUUAUGGUGGAGCCGCGGACUCCUUCAGAUCUUCCAGCGCGUCGCUGUGCUGCUCAGAGGCACAUGGGGGGACCUACUGGCAUCUAACCGACUCCAUGCACAGCCGCCACAACAGUCUGGACACGGUUAACACGGUGUUGGUCGAAGACGCCGAGAUCCUGGAGUGCAGCGGGCAGUGCGCGAAACUACCCGAGCUUGAGGACGUGCCGUGGAGCCUCGGGGAAGUGGCGAGCGCGCUGAGCAGGGACGAGGAGAUGAGCCUGCCGACCCCGCCGCAGGACGUCCUGCUCCGGCUCUCGGUGCUGGUCAGCCGCGUCCUGGUCCGGGUCGCCAAGGAGGCGCAGCGCCUGAGUUUGCGCUACGCCAAAUGCACCAGGAACGAGAUCCAAAGUGCCACGAAGAUCGUCCUGUCGUGGACGGUGUCGCUGCGCUGCGUCGGCGCGGCGGUCAGUGCCUUGUCCCUGUACAACAUGAGCACCGAGGAGGACAAGUUCAGCCGCGGCAAGUCGGCGCGCUGCGGGCUCGUCUUCAACGUGGGGAAGUUCUUCAGGUGGAUGGUGGACAGCAGGGUGGCCGUCCGGAUCCACGAGCACGCGGCCAUCUACCUGGCCGCGUGCAUGGAGAGCCUCUUCCGCGAGGUGUACGCGCGGGUGCUGCGUAGCGCGCUGCUGGAGCCCGACAACGGUAUCCCCAAGUUCACGGUGGAGACCUUGGAGCAGGCGGUCAGCGGGGACGCAGAGAUAUGGGGGUCUCUGCAGCCCUGGCAGCACCUGAUCUGUGGCAAGAAUGCAAGCG
Molecule: messenger RNA, 1049 nt
Organism: Austrofundulus limnaeus
Lineage: Eukaryota; Metazoa; Chordata; Actinopteri; Cyprinodontiformes; Rivulidae
Product: ankyrin repeat and BTB/POZ domain-containing protein BTBD11-A
Molecular function (GO): protein heterodimerization activity
Source: RefSeq, a predicted model, not a curated record